Molecule: messenger RNA, 2872 nt
Organism: Camponotus floridanus (Florida carpenter ant)
Lineage: Eukaryota; Metazoa; Arthropoda; Insecta; Hymenoptera; Formicidae
Product: pre-rRNA processing protein FTSJ3
Exons: 6
Coding region: 1-2535 (844 amino acids)
Biological process (GO): maturation of 5.8S rRNA from tricistronic rRNA transcript (SSU-rRNA, 5.8S rRNA, LSU-rRNA); maturation of LSU-rRNA from tricistronic rRNA transcript (SSU-rRNA, 5.8S rRNA, LSU-rRNA); rRNA methylation
Cellular component (GO): nucleus; preribosome, large subunit precursor; nucleolus
Molecular function (GO): rRNA (uridine-2'-O-ribose)-methyltransferase activity; rRNA (guanine) methyltransferase activity
Source: RefSeq, a predicted model, not a curated record
AUGGGAAAGAAGACGAAAAUUGGAAAGCAAAGAAAAGAUAAAUAUUAUCAAUUAGCUAAGGAAACAGGUUACAGAUCACGUGCUGCUUUCAAAUUAAUUCAAUUAAAUCGCAAGUUUGAAUUUUUACAAAAGUCCAGAGUAUGCAUCGAUUUGUGUGCAGCACCUGGUGGCUGGAUGCAGGUUGCCAGGCAAAAUAUGCCAGUAUCGUCUAUAGUUAUAGGUGUAGAUCUGUUUCCAAUAAAGCCUAUACCAGGAUGUAUUAGUCUUACAGAAGAUAUUACAACAGAUAAAUGUAGAGUAGCUAUCUCACGUGAAUUGAAAACAUGGAAGGCUGAUGUUGUUUUAAACGAUGGUGCUCCCAAUGUUGGAAAAAAUUGGCUUCACGAUGCAUAUCAACAAGUUGUGUUAACAUUAUCAGCUGUUAAGUUAGCUACUCAAUUUUUAAGAGCCGGUGGUUGGUUUGUAACAAAAGUAUUUCGAUCUAAAGAUUACCAUGCAUUGAUUUGGGUGUUAAAACAGCUUUUUAAAAAGGUACAUGCUACUAAACCUCAAGCUUCACGUAAUGAAUCUGCAGAAAUUUUUGUAGUGUGUCAAUAUUAUAUUGCUCCUGAUAAAUUAGAUCCUAAAUUCUUUGAUGCAAAAUAUGUAUUCUCUGAAUUAGAAAUAGAAUCUACAAACAAAUCAAACUUCCUUCAACCAGACAAGCAAAAGAAAAAUAAAGCAGAGGGAUAUCCUACGAAUGAUUACACAUUAUAUCAUAAACUAUCUGCAAAAGAAUUUAUUGCCUGUGAAAAUGCAGUAGAGUUUUUGCAGAAUGCUUCUGAAAUAGUAAUAGAUGAUGAGUUUAUCAACAAUCAUGAAAAAACGACUAAAGAAGUUAGAGAAUGUUGCAAAGAUAUCAAGGUACUUGGUCGGAAAGACUUGAAACUGCUGCUUAAUUGGUGGAAAUCAUUAAAACAGGCACAAGCAGAAACAAAAGAGAAAGAAGAUGUGGUAGAAGAUGAAACUACAACAGCAUCUAAAACAAUUAGUCUUGAAGAACAGGAAGAUUUAGAAGAUGCAGUAAUUGAAAAACAAAUUGUCGAGCUCAGAGAAGCAGAAGCUAAAGAAUUGAAGCGCAAGAAGAAGAAAUCUCUCAAAGAGAGAAAUAAAUUAAAUGAACGCCUUAAUCUGAAAAUGAUUCAUAAAAAUGAUGAAGGUCCUAAAUUAGAAGGGGACGAUAUGUUUCAAUUAAGCCAGAUUCAAACUUAUCAGCAAUUGCAACAAGUUACAGAUCAAACGCCUGAUGUUUUAGCAGAGAGUGAGGCAGAUUCGGACGAAGAAAUCAAACCAACGACGGUUUCUUACAAGAAAGAUACAGGUCAUUUGGAUAGCAAGGGCUUAUACUAUAAAUCAGAAGAUAGUGACGAAAAUGAUACCGAUGCUAUAUCAGAUGAUGAUACAGAUAGUGAGAAAUCAGGAUUAGGCCUGGAGGAUUCGGAAGACGAAAGUACAAAUAGAGCAAAAGUGCAAAAGAAGAAACAACAAUCUAAAGAUUCUGACAAUUCUAACAAUCCUUUGCUAACUGAUUUAGAUUUUCGAGAUAAAAAAACUAAAAAAAUUCAUAAAGCUGAACUUUGGUUUGAAAAAGAUGCAUUUAAAAAUUUGGAACAAGAAGAUGAUGCAGAUUACGAAUUGGAUAAAAUGAUCGAACAAUACAAGAGAAAAGGUGGACGUAUUCUCGGAGAAGAGAAAAAGACAGAGGAAAAAAUUAACAAGGAAAAUAACAAGGAAAAAAAACGUAAAGUUAGUGAAAGCGACGAUACAAAUUCAGAUUACGACGUAGAAGAAAUGAUGGCAUCUAAGAAAAAAAUAAAGAAGGUUGGCGGAAAAGACGGCUUUGAAGUAGUACCGCAAGAAAAAAUAGAUAAAAAAUCAAAGAAGAGGAAACUGACCCCCGAAGAUUUGGCACUUGGAUCUUUGUUGAUUCGUAAAAAAUCUCGAAGGGAUUUGAUCGAUUCUGCUUGGAAUAGAUACGCGUUUAACGAUGAAAAAUUACCGGAUUGGUUUAUCAAGGAUGAGGAAAAACACAUGAAGAAAGAAGCACCUGUUCCCAAGGAACUUGUCGAAGAAUAUCAAAACAAGGUCAAAGACUUGAAUGUUAGACCGAUUAAGAAAGUAAUGGAAGCUAAGGCGAGAAAGAAGAGACGCACAAUGCGCAAACUUGAGAAGGCCAAGAAAAAGAUGGAAGUGUUGAUGGAUAAUGCGGAUGUCAAUGACAAGGAAAAGGCCAGACAAAUUAAAGCAUUAUACAAGAAAGCUAAGAAAGAGCCAAGAAAGGAACUCAAGUAUAUCGUAGCAAAGAAACAUACCGCGCAGAAGCGGGCCGUUCGGCCUCCUGGUGUGAAAGGUCGAUAUAAAAUAGUCGAUCCGAGAAUGAAGAAGGACUUACGCGCGACUAAAGCUAAAGAAAAAACUAAAGGACGUAAAACGAAAAAUCGCGGCGGUAACAGACCGAGGGCAAAGCCUAAAACUAUGAAGAGAAAAAGUAAAUAAUUUCGAUCUUUAUAGGAAAUAAUAUUUAAAACAGUUUUUUGUUACAAGGAUCUUUUACUAUGUAUUAUUUGCAUAAUUAAUUGUGGUAUAUGUAAAUAAUAUUUCUAUUCCUACAAACUCUGAAUUUUCUCUGAAUUUCUUCCUGUACUAAAUAAUUAAGCCAAUUUCGAUUUCUUCGUGACUAAUACAGGAUAUUGCGUAAUAAACAUUGAUGCGGAAGGAAUGUGUAUAAAUUACUAAUAGCAACGUAUACAGAUCGCAAGUCUACACUUAGAUAUUGUUUACACAUAGACGUCCAAUCCUAUGCAUCAGUCUCUAGCGCGGAAUAUACCCUGUA